Molecule: messenger RNA, 1931 nt
Organism: Pocillopora verrucosa
Lineage: Eukaryota; Metazoa; Cnidaria; Anthozoa; Scleractinia; Pocilloporidae
Source: RefSeq, a predicted model, not a curated record
AAAGAUCAUCUAACCUAGAAAAGCACUUAUCUCCGUAGUUAUCCGGCAAUCGUUGGAUCGAUUGGCGAAUUUCUAGGGUAAAGAGUAAGUUAAUUCGUAAAGGAAGGCUUUGGUCGAUGUGAGGAUGCAGGCAAAGCGGUGUUGGUCGAUAUUGUUGGUCAACUUUAUAAUCUAUACGCAGACUGCUCAACCCGACAAUUAUCCACCACGUGCUCAAGGUACUCUAAAACCACUGUAUGUCGCUAGAUUAGGAGAUAUAAAACGGUUAAGAUGUGCUGUGACAGGGCUUCCACCACCGAAUAUCACAUGGAUCAAAAAAGACCAGCCUUUGCACCAGUCUGAGAGGAUAAGAAAGCUAAACAAGAACAAAACUAUUAAGAUCAAAGGAGUCCGACUUGAUGACCAAGGCAACUACACCUGUAUUGCUGAAAAUCCUCUCGGUAAAGUCAACCUGACGCUCCAGUUAAACGUGCGUCAUGAUGAAAUUCUGACAACUACUGGUUCACCACUAGCAACUAAAAGGCCCACAACUGAGCAUCAGGCUAGAGAUUUCAUGACGAAUCUCAAGACUCCGGAAUCAACAAGAGCACCGAUAUUUAGUGAUCCAAACUUGCUGAAGAGAUCGUUCAGGGCAUGGCCUGCAUCACACUCCAUACGACUAAAAUGUCAAGCAAUUGGUGCACCACCGCUCAAAUACAAAUGGUUGAAGGACGGAAAGAUCAUAAAAAAACGACGUAUGGACCCAUAUGUUAAUUCUUCCCUUUGGUACCUGAAACUGCGAGAUCUUGUACCCGAUGAUUCUGGGAGAUACACCUGCAUAGUAUCCAAUCAAUAUGGUUCGAUAAAUCACACUUUUACUCUUCAAGUUGUUAUUAGACCUCGGUCAGCUCCGAUCCUACAGACAUGUCUUCUAAAGAACAAAACUGUGCAAGUUGGAGAUAAUGCAACAUUAACCUGUAUUGUUUUGGUUAGUGGAACUCCCUUAGAUUUCAGAUGGCUUAAAUGGAACAAAUCCGUCAAUUCUAUUCCGAAAACUUACAAUGAAAUUUUAAAUGGAUCAUAUCGCCUUGUAGACCCAUACUAUUACAAGACCGUUGGAGUAAAAAGUAAUUAUGGUGUCGAGUUGAAUAUUGUAAAUGUGACUGAGGACGAUUUUGGACUCUACACUUGCUUUGUGAGCAAUCAUAUUGGCAACGACUUCAGUAGUGCAUUCCUCAUCAAAAAUGUGCAACCCAAGGAUGCUGUUACGGGAAAUCUAUUUACAUCAACGGUAUCGACAGUUGGAUUGGCACCAGUGAGUUCGACUGAGAACCACCCAGAUGUUCUUGGAAAACAACACCCUCAGCCGGUUGAUCCUAACCACUCGAGAUACAUUAUUCCGGUAGCGAUGCUGUUAUGUGGAGCUGUCAUUGCCGCAACCGUGGUGGCAUGUUGUCUUUGGAAAAAACUAAAAGGAACGUUUCCACGUCAGGCUUUACAGAUGGAUGUAAUUACUUAUUCAGGAGAACCAAGAAAAUUACACAACGAGCACGUCUUCCCCCCCCCCCCCCAAAUGUGAAUAGACCGUUAGAGUAACUUCGUUUGACCUCAAAAGAACGAAUCGUUCGACGUAAACAGAGCCAGCGGACUAGUGAACUGAAAUAUACCCAAAUAGAUUAACCCUUUCCAACAUCAGUAUGCAUAUUCUCCAUGCUGUUCUCUAUACAUUUCCUAAGGUGCUGACAAGGAGAAUUUGUUUAACAAUCAAGAGUUCCUUUGACUGUCAUUUUCUUUAUUCUCAUAACCUGAAUGUGUGAUUCAGAGGUGAUGUUGUAAGGAGAAAUUAGAUGCUAGUCACUCUUAGGGGUUAAACGGUUAUAAGGUAGCGAUGGUUGAGAAAUAGCUAAGUUGCCUUAUAGUAACUAUAACGUUCAUCAUACGACUUGACAAUA